Messenger RNA from Lutra lutra (Eurasian river otter), 2431 nucleotides. RefSeq names its product cyclin N-terminal domain containing 1 (gene CNTD1). Lineage: Eukaryota; Metazoa; Chordata; Mammalia; Carnivora; Mustelidae. The record is from RefSeq and is a predicted model, not a curated record. Gene Ontology annotation, biological process: reciprocal meiotic recombination. Bases 181 to 1170 code for a protein of 329 amino acids. Gene Ontology annotation, cellular component: site of double-strand break. The transcript is spliced from 7 exons.
GCGGCCGUUGGGGCGGGAAAAGGCUGUGGAGGGCUCGAGGCCUCAGUGGGCAUUGGGUUUUCCUCGCCCUUGAGGUGAAGACAAGCACACGGAAGGCGAAAGAUUCUGUCUGCAGCUAAGCUAAGGGGGUGGGUUUAUGGAUCCAGUGAGUCGCCCAGGUGUCCCCCGAGGCUUCUGAAGAUGGACAGACCUGUGAGGUCAAGAUUGGCCUCCCUCAGUGAUUUCCAGUUCGGAGCUGUCGCCACAGAGACAAUCGAAGACGCUCUGCUUCACCUGGCGCAGCAGAAUGAGCAAGCGGUGCAGGAGGCUGCCGGCCGGACGGGCAGCUUCAGGGAGACCCGGAUCGUGGAGUUUGUUUUUCUCCUGUCUGAACAAUGGUGUCUGGAGAAAUCUGUGAGCUACCAGGCUGUAGAAAUCCUAGAAAGGUUUAUGGUUAAGCAGGCAGAGAAUAUGUACCGGCAAGCCACGGUCCAGCUGAGUGAGAAGAAGGAGCCUCAGAAUUGGAAAGCUCUGAAAGAGCAGCUUUCCAGCAAGUUUAUCCUGCGUCUUGUGUCGUGUGUUCAACUGGCGAGCAAACUUUCCUUCCACUACAAAAUCAUCAGCAACGUUACAGUCCUGAAUUUCCUCCAGGCUCUAGGGUAUGUGCACAGUAAAGAAGAACUGCUGGAGUCAGAGCUUGAUGUUUUGAAGUCCCUGAACUUCCAGAUCAAUCUGCCCACUCCCCUGGCAUAUGUGGAGAUGCUUCUGGAGGUGUUAGGAUACAAUGGCUGCUUGGUCCCAGCCACACAGCUGCACACAACCUGCCUGACCCUGCUCGACCUUGUCUAUCUCCUGCAUGAACCCAUAUAUGAGAGCCUGCUGAGGGCUUCCAUUGAAAACUCUGUACCCAGUCAGCUGCAAGGGGAAAAGUUUGUUUCAGUGAAGGAAGACUUCAUGCUGUUGGCGGUAGGAAUCAUUGCGGCGAGUGCUUUCAUCCAAAACCACGAGUGCUGGAGCCAGGUUGUGGGGCAUUUGCACAGCAUCACAGGCAUUGCCUUGGAAAGCAUCGCUGAGCUCUCUUACGCAAUCCUGACUCACAGCGUGGGAGCCAACACUCCUGCCCGACAGCGGCCGGCUCCUCCCCACCUGGAGCCCAGAGCUCUGAGGGCCUCCGCUGGCUCUAACACAUGAGGUGCCUCCAACACAGGUGCGCUCAGCCCACCAAGUAUAAACAGCCUUCCUCACCGCGCUCAGCCCUCCUUUUGUGUACUCUCCGACUCAGGAUACAGAAGUUCCGAGUAUCUUUUUGAACUAUGUUUUGUAUUCCAACUUCAUGCUCCUUUUUCUGCACCAGAGAGAGAGUUAAAGUUGACAAGCAUGUCCUUUUCACCGUUAUCAAGACUGAAAAUGUCAAGGAGCUGGGAGGAGACAGAACAUUAGUGAAGUUGGUUCGUUUUUGUUUAACAAGAUAUUUAUAGCUUUUCCUUAACUGUUCACUUCAUUGAGAGAGGACACCAGACAUGAAAAUGAGUAUUAACCAGGGGCUUGAAAACCGGGACUGUUUGGGUGACCUUGACUGAUCAUCAAGGAGGCAACCUUUAUCUCCCCUUCAAGUUAGCUUAACAUCUCUGUUCUGUCACUGAGAUGUACACAAAUGGGGCUUCCUCUACAGCUGACUAUCCCCACGAGUCUUUUUUAAGAAUAACACUAAUCCAUCUCUAAACAUGUUUCGACAGAAUUUCCACAAACUGCACUUGAACUCAACACUCCUAGAAUAUAAAGUACUCUAUCUUAGUCAACAAAAAAGCCCAACAGUACACCUCUGGGCAGUUACCAGACUGCAGUUAAAACUUUUAUUACAAAUAAUUAAAUCUCUGCAUAAUGUCUCAGACAAUAUCAAACACCAUUUCAUAUUUCUAACAGAAAGCAGAGUAGGCAGUCAGCACGAGAACCAAGACAGGACAAGUGUUAAAUCUCAAGCUUCUGAUCACACCACCUGGUAACCAAAGCUGAUGUGUCACUCUCUCACAUUAUCCAACUGUGCGUCUCACACAUCUCGUCGUCUCAGUGCAGACAGAAGUUUCUAGUUCAUAUUUUAAGUGCAGGAAGUUGAGAGAGAGAAAACCCAGUGAAAACACAUCAAUCUCAAUUCAACUCCAUUAACAACAACAACAAAAGCAAAUUUAAAUUAUUUUGAGGGGAAGGGGGCAAGGGAGGUAUGGGGUUAAGAGUCAAAACUAUGACAAAGGCUGGUAGCUGUACAAGGCAUGUUGUAGCUCUGGAAACUGUCACAUGAUAUCCUAAAAUAAAGUGGCUUUUGUGGAUUUUUUUUUUCUUUUUUGGUAUUGUAAACAUGUGCUGUUUAAUAGUACCCGAAUUUAAUUUAAAAUACUUUUUUCUCUUUGCAAACAAAACAAAAUUUAAAGCCUUUAAGGCAAACUUAUCUUCCUCA